Molecule: messenger RNA, 3180 nt
Organism: Naumovozyma dairenensis CBS 421
Lineage: Eukaryota; Fungi; Ascomycota; Saccharomycetes; Saccharomycetales; Saccharomycetaceae
Gene: PIP2
Product: oleate-activated transcription factor PIP2
Exons: 1
Coding region: 1-3180 (1059 amino acids)
Biological process (GO): positive regulation of transcription by RNA polymerase II
Cellular component (GO): nucleus
Molecular function (GO): zinc ion binding; DNA-binding transcription factor activity, RNA polymerase II-specific
Source: RefSeq, a predicted model, not a curated record
AUGAACCUGAACUUUCUAAAUCAUAGCGAUACAGAUCUUGAACAAACAACUACCAAUAUUUUGGAUAGCAAUGAUGGUACUCCCAAGAAGAACAGGGAUAGUAAGGAGGAGGAAUUAGCUCAAAGGAAAAAGAAAAGAUAUAGACUUUCAUUCGUUUGUCAAGAAUGUAGGAAAUCGAAAACUAAAUGUGAUAAAGAAAAACCAUCUUGUUCUCGAUGUUUGAAAAUAGGUAUAACUUGUAUUUAUGACGUUGCUAAACAAGAACCACCCAAAAGGCCAAAUAAAUCUGCUACUUUGAAAAGAUUACAAAAGGAAUUGGAAUAUUGGCAAAAUAAGACAAGUUCCUUAUUAAAGGAAAAGGAACAGCGUAAACGAAUGCGUUACGAUAAUUNNNAAUCGAUAAAUAAUAUAUCAAAUAAUAAAAAGAACUGUAAACAAGCAAAUAUCACUGACAAUAUUAAAACUAAUAAUGACAAUGACAAUGACAAUGACAAGGAAAAAACAGAUGUCUUACGAGUGAAUCUUUUGAAAACAAAUCCAAGAUUAAUCAUGACUACAAUUAUGAAAAGAGAAGUUAAUCCCUUAUCUGAAAAUUAUCGAAUAGUACAAGAUGUCUUUAUAUCCACAUUAGUAUCUGCCAUAUUUAUUACUGCACCAAAGAAUUCAAUCUUAGCUACUGUCGGAAUGGAUAUCAAUAAUAUUAAAGAACAUCCACAUUUAAGUCAUCCAACUUUUAAAUUAAAGGAAAGUCUAUUGAGACAAUGUGUUACCCCUGCACAAAGAGAAAGAGUUAAUCAAUACACAAAGAGAAUGAUAGAUGUUAAUGGAUUUGAUUCAGGACCAAGAUUAGAAACAUUUAUGGGUUAUGAAGAUCUUCGAUCACCAAGUCCUCGAAUUGCAGGAACCUCCCUGGAAGAUACUGCACCCUUCCCAGGUGAAUAUUCUGAACUUCUAACAGAUUUAAUUCAAGAUUUCGAAUCUAAAUUGCCACCAUAUGAUGUCAUAAUGGGUUAUAAAGCUCACUUUAUGGAAAAUAUGUAUUCUUAUUUACCCUUUGUCGAUCCAGAAAUUUUGGAAGAAACCUUGCUGAGCAUUUUAUUCAUUGAUGAGAAUGAUAAAUAUAAAAUUAAACUGAGACUAGGUACCAACGGGUUAAGAAACAAAAUUGAAAAUUUAGUGAUAUUAGUAUUAAUAUUGAAAAUAUCAUACGUUUCAUUAACUUUCAUUGAAGACAAUCCAAACAUUGAUAGUCCUCAUGUGACAAGGGGAAUGUUAGCUAAUUUCCCCAUUUCAAAUGACAUUAUUACAUUAGCCCAAAAAUCUCUGGUCGCAGAAGAUUGGUUAGUCACUGUAAAUGAAAAUAUCAUAUCCUGUUUAUUGUUUAUUUGGGCAUACCAAGUAUUUUCUCCAGAUUCUGGAGACUUUUUUUUGGAUUGUCCAUCAGAUUAUUUGGCUAAUCUCAUAGUAAUAUUGAGUAUAUCAAUUGGAUUACAACGUGACCCAUCAGCUUUUGAACCAUUGAAUAAUUCUGACAUGUCAGAUCCUAGAUUGUUGAAUUUAAGACGGAUAUUAUGGAUUUCUGUAUCACUUAUAUUAUGUUAUGAAAUAACUUUUAGAGGGCAUCCCUUAAUUUCACCUUUAAAUUUAAUGGAAUCAUUUAUUGAUUUGACAGAUCCUAAUUCUUUGGAACCUUAUAUGGAAAGAGUUGAAGCUGAUUCCAAAAAGGAAAAGAUACCCGUACUAUCAUCAAGUACAAAAAUUGAUAAAUUACAAAUCCAAAGGUUUGCAUUCAAAAGAGCUCAACUUUCGAUGUUAUUAUUCAAAUUAAACGAGAUCAUAUUAACCUACCACGGCUCAUUUUCGUUGCAAGAAGUUGAAGAAUUAAGAAACAGAAUUAAAGGUGAAGUAAUGAAUGACUUUGCAAUUGUUGAUAUUACACAAUAUCCUAAAGAUGAUAAUAUAGAAAAUAGGAAACAAAUGUCCAAAUUCGCCACAACAAAUUCGACAUCAUUUUUAGCUAGAAGUCUUUCCUUAUUGAUAUUAUUAAGAAGUGCCAUGGCAAUUUACCUUCAUUUUGAUUCAUUAUAUGUAUAUGAUAAGACAGUACAAGUGAAAACUCAAUUAUUAUCAUUUUUCCAAAUAGUCACAGUAGAUGCGUUAACUAUGACCAUUCAAUUUCAAAAUUAUUUUGAAGAUAAAUAUGAGGAUCAAUUAUCUCCCUUGUUGAAAUAUAACGUAUCCAAAGUGAUCCAAAUGGGAUUACCUUCCACUUUGAUAACCCUUAUUGCUAUGAUUGGUAGAUUAGAUUUAGCAGUAUAUAUGAUGAAGGAUAAAUUUGAUACUAUCGAUAAAAAUAAUGCAAUUGAGUAUACAAAUUAUUUGGAAAAAUUUAAAAUUAUUAAAUCAUUGAAAGUUACAUUGGAAAAUGUAUUUAUUAAAUUCUAUUCAUCUGCGUCAUCACAUUUUAGAUUCACUUAUUUUUCAGUUUUCAAAAUGCUUUCAUUUCUUGAUAUUGUAUUUAAAUUGUUAAAAAGAGGUGAUUUAGUUAAGCUUUUAUUUUCAGUGAAGAUAACAGAUCAAACAGAACCAAAGAUAGUGAAUUUUUUAAAGAUGACAUUUAAUGUAGAAUUAAAAGAAGAUGUUCCUAUAGUACAAAAUAUGAUGAAUAGAAAUCAUUUGAUAUCUGCCAGUGUCGAUGAAUUAAACACACUUGCAUCCACUAUCACAGGAGUAUUGGUUGGUUCCACGUUGGAUCCAAUGAAAGGUGUGUAUAACUCUAGAAAUACGUCAAUUUCUUCUCAUUCCAAAGUUCCUAGUGUAGUGGACACGCUGGUAGACGACACCUUUGAAGAUAAUAAUAAAGUUGACUUUAAUGGUAAAAUAAUACCUAAUGAAAAUGUUUUAAAAAGUACGAAUAAUUAUGAGGACUUGCUAGCCAUGCACAGAUAUAAACAAAAUGAUUCGGACGGUAGUGAUAGUUUCGCGAACAAUGGCGGAUUGACACCACUUAUGGAAAAUCAACAUCAUAAUGGCAAUUCAACCACACCCAUUCCAUAUGCAGAGAAGAAUAUGAAAGCAUUAAAUGGUUUAAUGAAUGAUUUAGAUACAAAAAUCCAUAUUCCUGGUAUAUUACAAAGUCUUGGUAUUUCUGAUUUCGAUGGGUUUUUGAACAAUUCGUAA